Medicago truncatula (barrel medic) is the source of this 1373-nucleotide messenger RNA. Its product is annotated as phytoene synthase 2, chloroplastic. The transcript has 5 exons. Gene Ontology annotation, biological process: biosynthetic process. Gene Ontology annotation, molecular function: geranylgeranyl diphosphate synthase activity; squalene synthase [NAD(P)H] activity. Bases 1 to 1188 code for a protein of 395 amino acids. Lineage: Eukaryota; Viridiplantae; Streptophyta; Magnoliopsida; Fabales; Fabaceae. The record is from RefSeq and is a predicted model, not a curated record.
AUGUCUGGUGUUCUUCUUUGGGUGAAUUGUGGACUCAAAGAGAAUGCCAUUUCCUUAAUGGGUCUUGGAGGAAGAGAUGUGAGAACUCAAAGGAGGUUUAGACAUUGUUCUGGAAUUAGCUUUGCUUGUUUUUCAAGUGCAGUUGUUGAACCUACAAGAUCCUCAGAGGAGAGAGUGUAUGAAGUGGUGUUGAAGCAAGCAGCUUUAGUGAAGGAACAAAGAAAAGAUAUUAAAAAGAGAGGUUUGAAUUUGGAUGAUAAGCCUAUUGAAGGUGAUUUCACCAAUGGGGAACUUUUGAGUUCUGCUUAUGAUAGAUGUGGUGAUGUAUGUGCUGAGUAUGCCAAGACAUUUUACUUAGGCACACAAUUGAUGACUCAAGAGAGAAGAAAAGCCAUAUGGGCCAUUUACGUGUGGUGCAGAAGAACAGAUGAGUUAGUGGAUGGUCCUAAUGCUUCACACAUCACACCAAAGGCUUUGGACAGAUGGGAACAAAGAUUAACUGAUGUUUUUGAAGGACGUCCUUAUGAUAUGUAUGAUGCUGCACUUUCAGAUACAGUCACAAAGUACCCUGUUGAUAUACAGCCAUUUAAAGACAUGAUUGAAGGGAUGAGGCUGGACCUGAGAAAAUCAAGAUACAAUAACUUUGAUGAACUAUACCUAUAUUGCUACUAUGUUGCUGGGACUGUGGGCCUUAUGAGUGUUCCUGUAAUGGGCAUAGAACCACAAUCAAAAGCUUCAACUGAAAGCAUCUACAAUGCUGCAUUGGCACUUGGCAUUGCUAAUCAACUUACCAACAUACUUAGAGACGUUGGAGAAGAUGCUAGAAGAGGAAGAGUUUACCUUCCACAAGAUGAAUUGGCACAAGCUGGCCUAUCAGAUGAUGACAUUUUUAGAGGCCGAGUAACGGACAAGUGGCGUAAUUUCAUGAAGGGUCAAAUAAAGAGAGCAAGAAUGUUUUUUGAUGAAGCAGAGAAGGGAGUUUCAGAGCUCAGUUCAGCUAGUAGAUGGCCUGUUUGGGCAUCUUUGCUGUUGUAUAGGCAGAUAUUAGAUUCUAUUGAAGCUAAUGACUACAAUAACUUCACUAAACGGGCUUAUGUAGGAAAGGCUAAAAAGCUCUUAUCACUUCCUGUUGCUUUUGGAAUAGCAACUUUUGGCCCACAAAAGUUGGCCAAAAUGACUACAAGAUGAACAUGAGAUUGAGCUACAAAAGCAUUGAAUAGUUUGGUAUGAUCUUGAAAAUUUAGUAUCCUAGAAAUCAGAAUGGUAAAAAUAUCAUGUAUAUUUUUUUUAGUUUAAUAAUUGUAUACAUCUCAACCUCAAGUUUAGUAAUAUUGAAGAGGAAUUCAUUCAUUGUCUAUUGUCUAUUUCUGAGA